Messenger RNA from Doryrhamphus excisus (bluestripe pipefish), 6218 nucleotides. It is a transcript of the gene ticrr, whose product is annotated as TopBP1-interacting, checkpoint, and replication regulator. Gene Ontology annotation, molecular function: chromatin binding. Gene Ontology annotation, cellular component: nucleus. NCBI's taxonomy places the organism in Eukaryota, Metazoa, Chordata, Actinopteri, Syngnathiformes, Syngnathidae. Gene Ontology annotation, biological process: response to ionizing radiation; regulation of DNA-templated DNA replication initiation; mitotic G2 DNA damage checkpoint signaling. The record is from RefSeq and is a predicted model, not a curated record.
UGCCGUCGCCUUAUGUUGUCGUUUGGUACGCCACAUGUGACCGAUGGCACAUUAAGCCAAUAGUGUUUGGGUUAGUGACAGUUCGGCUAAUCGCUGUAUAGCAACUGCACUUCACUGGACCAAUGAGAUUGUUAUGAAUUGAGUUGGCCAAUCACGACAAAGGGGGUGGAAUUUCGUUCAAGGAGCGCGAACGGUUCAGAAUGUCUUGACGAUGAGAAAAUGGCGACCGCUUAGCAACUUAACAAAAUGUUAUGCUACAUUUUGAGACGUUUUCAUGGAUGUAGUUAUUUCAUACGUAUCGCGUUGUGUGUCAGACCGAUACUGGAGUAAAAUGUAUCGCUACACGAGUCGCAGUAGCUUCUUCUGAGCCAACUUCGUGCUCGCUUGGUAGCUAUAUUGAAGUUGCUGUUGCUAAUGGUGUUUGCUGAAUGACGCAUAUUUUCGAACGUACAUUGAAUUGACAUUUAGUGGACGGCAAUAGGGAGGAACUGCUUGACAAUAUGGCUUUACAAAACCUCGUGUUUGUCGUCGAUGUGGAUUACAGAACCCGACUGGACGCCAGAAAACAUCUAUUGAAACGUGGAAUUUUACAGAUGUUACUUCACUACGGCUACAGGUAUGGGUUUGAUAAAGUACGCUGGGGAUAUAAAUUCUUCCAGACGAAGACUGGACGAAGCGCCAGCCUCUUAACGAGGGGGUCUGACUUUAAGGAGCUUCGCUACAAAACAUUCGAUGACUUCGACGUAGAGUUUGAUGCCAGGUUUGACGGCAAAGACAAUGACUUCAUCCCCCAACAGAAGCAGCCAUGCAAUCAGUCUGCUUCAGUGCAGACUGCACUCAAAGAAAUCUUGCUGGACUUCCAAUGGGACCGACCAGACAUCACUUCUCCUACGAAGCUGUCCUUGAGGCCCAGAAAGGCGAGCCUAUCUGGCAAGCCUUCUCAUUCGCAGGAGGACGACCUUUCAAACCACGGGAGAAAUGUAGUGUUUAUUGUAUCAGAGUGUCCACGAAGCUGGAUUCAACUGGUUGACUAUCUCUCUGCGGGAAACCUUGACAUUCAUUCAGACUUGUCCGAGAACAUUCUAUCCAAAGCUGUCCAGGACAUGCUAGCCCAGAGGCAGGUCGUGCUGCAGUGGCUUGACAGCACUCCUCAUGUUCAGAACAUGCAACGUGAGGACCAGCUAGGCUUUGACAAAAUCUCUCAGGUCCUGGCACAGGUUGGUGGCAAAGUGAUCCCGUUGGUGGCACUGUUGAGCCCGUCCUCUGCUCAGAAGACAGACGCCGGCAUUGGGAUUGAGAGCUUCCCGUUCCGGUCCAGUCUAGGAUACUUGCUGUGCUCUGAACACCAGCACUGCCUUGCUUUUCCUGCCACGGGGGGCAUUCUCUGGCUCAACCAAGGUGGUGUUGCACAGAGCUGUGCUAUUACUUUAGAGCCAGUGUCCUGCAGUCAGUGCCCUCUCCCUCAGGGUGUGGAAGUAUGUCUGAAGAGUAUGCUGCAGGGCUGGGAUGCCUCUUCACUGUCACACACCAACACAGAGUCGUGGCUGCUUCAGUGCCCCAGCACAAGUGAGCCAGGAGCUGCUGCUUUCCUUCAUAUCCUGACGGAGAUGUUUGCUCAUUCUCUCUCCAUGGUUGCUGAGGUGAGCGUUAGUGGCCUGUUGUCCUCGGCUGUCCUCGCUCCGUUGUCCCAAUUUUCAGCUCUGCUCACCAUCAUCCAGCCUGUGAUCACUCAGCCCCAUCAGCCCAUCAACACCCCUGAGCCUAUAUCCUCCACCACCACAGCAGCAAUCUCUGCUGACCUUCCAGAAGUAGUGAGCAGUGUCUUAGGUGUCGUAUAUGACAUGAUGGAGCAGGAUGGUGACAGUGCUGAUGAUCAUCCAAAUGAUUAUAUUGUUCCCGAGUGGGCCCAGCAGGAGCUCAGUCAUUGCCCACUGACAGCGGGAUUGUUGGAGACAUGGUUUCCUCAUUCAGAUCACUCCGGAGUCACUUCCCAUUUGAUGGAGUCAUUGAGGUUGCUCCAUGCAGUACCUGACCAAAGAGAAGAAGACGAGUAUCUCUCCCAUAAAGAGCUGAUCAAUGACCUUGCAGAGCUGUAUCAGACAUCAAAGGCUUCUGACAACAAGAGGAGCAAGAAACGAGGCCCCCAGCGUACUCCUGUGAAGCAGAAGAUGAAGACCAUGAGUCGCUCCUUGCAGAUGCUGAAUGUGGCUCGGCUCAACUUAAAGGCCCAGAAGAGCCAGGCUGACGCAGAACCAGUGGGGUCAGAGGGCAAAGGGGCUGAGAGACAGACCAAGAAACUCUCCAACAACAAAACAAGAGCUGGAGGAGCCAACGUCAUAGCCUUCACUAGUGAAGCCGAGUUGCUGUCUCAUCUGAAAUCCACUUAUGAGAAGACCAUUGCAGAACAAGACUCUUCUCUCCUCACUGGUGUUCAGCAGCUUCUGACUGCUGUGAAAACAUUCCUCGUGGAAGGACCUGAGCUUCAGGUCAAGACCCUUCAGUUUUCCCAGCAGCACCUUCUUAAGACCAGCAGAUCUAUCAGGCAGUCGUAUGGCUCAGCAGCAAAUUUGGAGAGCAAAGUCAGAGAGUGCCAGCUCCAGGCAUGGCUCAGGUUGGAGUUGUGCAGACAUUUCUCCUCUGAACAGGCUGAUUGUCUGGAUGCUGAACAGAUUGCUGAAGAGGUGGCUGAAAUGAUGAGAAUUAUAUCCCUGACAAAAGACCCCGUGACUCUCACAAGGUUCCUUCAAGAUGACGUCCUCCCAGUGUUUCUGACAACCAUCCCAAGAGUUCUGGCAGACAUUUACCACAGUCUGGGCACGCAACUCCCCGAGGCCUUGGUGGCCGUUCUUCCUACAGACUUCUUCAGUGACGAGUCAGUAGCCAAGGACAGUGUUUCUCCUUCAGCAUCCUUGGCCUCUCUAUCCACACACAGCCUGGCUUCGAACAGUAGCGAUCGUCUGCAAGACCUGCGAAAUCGCUCAGCUAAAAAACAGAGGAGCAGAAUGCUGACCCGUCAUCGCAGUAUGACUGAAUCAUCACAGAGUUUACGCCAAAUAGAGAUGCCCAAAAAGACGACACGAAGUUCUAAAUCAAAAGCCUGUACUGCUCCGGAAAAAACAGUGGCAGUACCACAACCUCAGAAACAAGAAACACACGAAGUUACCAAGGUGAGAAGAAACUUGUUCAACCAAGAGAUGCUUUCUCCAUCCAAGAAGGCCAAACUCCCAAGGAGCCAAUCUUUGUCUACUGUGGAAGGACUGAAGCGCAAACGAUGUAAUGGGUCUGAAGAGGGGCACAGACUCAUAACAAAGAAAGUGUGUGAAACACCCCACCAUAAGCAAGGAUCCAACAGGCUCCUUUAUCGACAAAAAAUGGGACGAAGGUCUGUGCCAAGUGAGGAGUGCAUUGUAGAAGAAUCACCAGUAAAACCAGCAGAGGUCAGAAGGAGCCCGAGGAUAAAGAAGUUUGCUAGGAGACACUCCAACACCUUUUAUUCAAGUUCCCAGCCUCGUUCCCGCAACCUGGAGAGGGCGCUCUCUGCUUCCCAGCUUACACUCAGCGAAGGAAAAAUUCAAAAUGUUAAUGUGAAAAAAGUACAGUCACCCAUGAGGCUUCUUUUUGGGGCAGCUGAGUCUCCCUGUCGUCCUUCUACCUCUGCGGCAGCAACCAGGACCACCAGGUCUCGGCUCUCCACAGACUCCAGUGUUUUUGAGAGUCCAGACAAGACACCGGAAAAGAGAUGUGAAAAAUCCACAAGAGGCCUUUGUCUGAGCACAACCCCCAGAACUCCUCGCACACCUUCUUCCCGGGUGUGUGGUCUCUCUGUCAAGAGUCCUACUGGUCAUCCUGAUGUGGCUCUGAGAGGCAGUUGUUUCAGAUCUCCUGCUAAAAAGACUUUUGUAGUAGAGACAACCUUGAAGCAAAGUCCUUUAAGGAGUCCACUAAAGGGCAUUCUCAGAACUCCUGUCAAGACUUCGGAAUGUGCCUCUCCCACUGGAUUCCAUCUAUAUUCCAAGACUCCAAAAAAGAGUGUUACUUGGUCUCCAUCACCAAGAAAAUGUGUUGUGCCAGAGGAUGUGACAUUCAAGAUGCCUGAGUCUCCUCGCAUGGUGUGUCCUGGUUCACCAAGAUUGGUGAGGACACCUAACAAGUUCUACAGCCCUAUAAAAAGCCACAGCAAAAUAAAGGGGACCCUCAAGACCCCUGAGAAGACCUGUCAGGUAAGCUUACUCAGGAUUUCACCGUAUUCAAGAAGGGCCGAUUUGCUACAGGACAACCCUCAAUCCUCUGAAAAAGUAAACACUCAGCUGGAGGCGGUGCCUUUACAAGUGUUUCCAGAAGAAGAACACAGUCUCUUUCCUACAGCCAACACUAGAAGUCAAACCAAGAUACUGAGCCCUACUCACCACAUGGCUACUCGCUCUGGGCGAACACCAGGUAAAAGUCCAAGCACUGCAUCCCAGUCUAAGCAAACAAUGACAGCAUUAGUAGCCAAUUCAACCAUGUCUCCAGGAAAGUCCCUGAUAGUUGCUGAAACCACCAGUAAUAAACCCCAGCCAAGUGACAGUAUUACCUUAGCACUGGAUACGGACUCUCCAUCUACAUCUACCGCAAUUCUGGAAUGCAACUUGCAGUCAGAAGAGAAAAGGGCUGAAAGUUUGCAAAUGUCUCAAUGUGAGACAAGUUCUCAGUCUGAUUCACAAGUCAACACCACCAGUGACGACAGUAUUGACAUUGUGGAUGCGUUAGUUGUAAAGACGCAGUUUAGCGGAGGCCUCAAAAUGAAAAUCAGCUUUUCCCGCAAACCGUCAAAGUCCAGUGAAGAUUUUGCAUCAGAAAUGCCUUCCUCCAACCCGCACGUACAUGGUACACCUGGUCGCAGCUAUGGCUUCAGACAGACUCCCGACCGCCAGCAGCGGGAAGCGGCUGCUCGUUUGGGCUACUCGAAUGAAUUCCAAAGGUUUUCAACUCCCAGAGGGCUAUCUAGGCAGCGGCAACAAAAAGGCACAGGUACACCAAAAUCUACUUCCUAUCAAGUAGAAAUGGAAAUGCAAACCUCUGGGCUUCCCAAACUUAAAUUGAAAUGCGACUCUACGAAUGCAAGCAAUUUGGUCACUGAUGACGGACUUCGACUGGGAGCUCAGAGCCCUUCCGUCAGCAUUAAACCUUCACCAAUGGAGAGCCCAUUGGCAUUGUUCCCCAAACACAGAGAUCCUGGUUGUGUUUCACCAUCCUUCUGUACUCACAUCACGCCUGCCAAAAGCACACCCAGAAAAGGUGGAGUGGUUCAGACCUACAUAUGCCAGUCCUACACCCCAACACACCAUCCUGCGGGAACCACGUCACCAAUUGCAGUUGCAGAUGUUUUCCCCAUGUCCCCAUCCCCUCAGAGUGUCGGAAAGAUGACGCCGGACAACCUGAACAGUUGGCCCCGGCGGAAGAGAGCCCACAUCAGAGGGGUUGGAGGCAAAGAGCGUUGCCAGAAGGGUGAGCCACUGCUUGAGGAGAUGCUGGAGGAAGCUGAGCUUGGCGUGAGCCGGUUGUCAGACAUGGACGAUACUGAUGAGCCCAGCCACAAAGCUCCUCCAAAACACGCAUCUCCUCGGUCUCCUGUGGGAGACUGCAUGGCAGCUGAUCCUAUAAGGCCUGAAGAAGAAAUUAUGUGGACAGCUGGAAGUGGAGACGCCAAGUCCACAGCAGCGACCCCUCCCCAUUCAAAGGUGAGAAAGCCAGUGACAGCGAGUGGGAUUUUUGCCCUCACUCAGUCUCCACUGCUCUUCAAGGGCAAACCAGGAUCCUCAAGCAAGAGAACACCUCGCCAUCAAGACGAAGUGGCAGCCGAGAGGAGUGUGGAAGUCGAAGUGGCACACUCUACCUUCAACCAGCCUAUAACACUCUCCUGCACAGGGCAACGUUACAGCAGGAAAAGACUGAUUCACUGAGGCCCAACAGAGCACCAGAGGUGAAACAUCUUUGUUAAUUUGGAUGCUUUGGGUUAAAUUACGUUUCAAAAAUGUUUUUAUUGAAUUUGUUUUCCUAAAGCUAAAAAUGUUCUCAUUUCUAAUUAAUUUCUCUCAUUGAAUCUGUCAGUUCUGAGCCUAAGUGUUUGAAAUGUGUUUAUUUAUUAGUUGUUUUUUCAAAUCACAAAAAGCAAUUUUAAGUCAAAGGGAAAGGUUUUAUUUGAAUGUAAAUAAUUUGCAGAGUAUUUUGUAAAUAAA